UCGAGGAACCGGAAGUGCCGAGGCCUCCGCAGUCCUCUCCGCCGCCGCCGCCGCCGCCGCCGCCUUUAAGCCCCUCGUCUGCCUCCAGUGUUUGCCGCCGGCGUCGCCGCCGAGGAAGCUGCUGUUGCCCCGACGGGAGUGGAGGCGGCCGCGGCAUGAAGCGGCGCAGGCCCGCUCCGUAGCGCACGUCGGGACGGUCCGGGCAGGCCCGGGGGGAAGGAUUGGAUGGUGAGAAAAGAAAAGAUUCCUCUGAGAAGUGAUCAGGAUGAGUGGAGAAAUCUGUGUUUAAAGUUGGGCCAGUUGAAAAUGAUCUCUUUGAAAGUGGAAGAGAUCUGAGCAGAUGAAAAUAAAAUCAGGAAAAUGCAACAUGGCAGCAGCAAUGGAAACAGAACAGCUGGGUGUUGAGAUAUUUGAAACUGCAGAGUGUGAUGAAGAGACUGUGGAAUCACAGGACCGGCCUAAAUUGGAGCCGUUUUAUGUUGAACGGUAUUCUUGGAGUCAGUUGAAAAAGCUGCUUGCAGAUACCAGAAAAUACCAUGGUUAUAUGAUGGCUAAGGCACCGCAUGACUUUAUGUUUGUGAAGAGGACUGAUUCAGAUGGGCCUCACUCAGACAGGAUCUAUUACCUUGCCAUGUCUGGUGAGAACAGAGAAAAUACACUGUUUUACUCUGAAAUUCCUAAAACGAUCAACAGAGCAGCCGUCUUAAUGCUUUCUUGGAAGCCUCUUCUGGAUCUUUUUCAGGCAACACUGGACUACGGGAUGUAUUCUCGAGAGGAAGAGCUCUUAAGAGAAAGAAAACGCAUUGGAACAGUGGGAAUUGCAUCUUACGAUUAUCACCCAGGAAGUGGAACAUUUCUGUUUCAAGCUGGUAGUGGAAUUUACCACAUAAAAGAUGGAGGGCCACACGGAUUUACUCAACAACCUUUGCGGCCCAAUUUGGUGGAAACUAGUUGUCCCAAUAUACGGAUGGAUCCAAAACUAUGCCCCGCUGAUCCGGACUGGAUAGCUUUUAUUCAUAGCAAUGACAUCUGGAUAGCCAACAUUGUAACCAGAGAAGAGCGGAGGCUCACCUAUGUGCACAACGAGCUAGCCAACAUGGAAGAAGAUCCCAGAUCAGCUGGAGUGGCUACCUUUGUUCUUCAAGAAGAAUUUGAUAGAUAUUCUGGCUAUUGGUGGUGUCCAGAAGCUGAAAAAACUCCUAGUGGUGGUAAAAUUCUUAGAAUUCUCUAUGAAGAAAAUGAUGAAUCUGAGGUGGAGAUUAUUCAUGUUACAUCUCCUAUGUUGGAAACAAGGAGGGCAGAUUCAUUCCGUUAUCCUAAAACAGGCACAGCAAAUCCAAAAGUCACUUUUAAGAUGUCAGAAAUAUUGGUUGAUGCUGAGGGAAGGAUUAUAGAUGUCAUAGAUAAAGAAUUGGUUCAACCUUUUGAGAUUCUGUUUGAAGGAGUUGAAUAUAUUGCCAGAGCUGGAUGGACUCCAGAGGGAAAAUAUGCCUGGUCCAUCCUUCUAGACCGUUCCCAAACUCACCUACAAAUAGUUCUGAUCUCCCCUGAGUUAUUCAUCCCAGUGGAAGAUGAUGCCAUGGAUAGACAGAGACUAAUUGAAUCAGUGCCUGACUCUGUGACACCACUGAUCAUCUAUGAAGAAACAACAGAUAUCUGGAUAAAUAUCCAUGACAUCUUUCAUGUUUUUCCUCAAACUCACGAAGAUGAAAUUGAGUUUAUUUUUGCCUCUGAAUGUAAAACAGGUUUUCGUCAUUUGUAUAAAAUCACAUCCAUUUUAAAGGAGAGCAAAUAUAAACGAUCCAGUGGUGGGCUGCCUGCCCCAAGUGAUUUCAAGUGUCCUAUCAAAGAGGAAAUAGCAAUUACCAGUGGUGAAUGGGAAGUUCUUGGCCGGCAUGGAUCUAAUAUCCAGGUUGAUGAAGUCAGAAAGCUGGUAUAUUUUGAAGGCACCAAAGACUCCCCUUUGGAACAUCACCUGUACGUGGUCAGUUAUGUAAAUCCUGGCGAGGUGACGAGACUGACCGACCGUGGCUACUCCCACUCUUGCUGCAUCAGCCGGCAUUGUGACUUCUUUAUAAGUAAGUACAGUAACCAGAAGAAUCCACACUGUGUGUCCCUCUACAAAUUAUCAAGUUCUGAGGAUGACCCAGCUUGCAAAACAAAGGAAUUUUGGGCCACCAUUUUGGAUUCAGCAGGUCCUCUUCCUGACUACACCCCUCCAGAAAUUUUCUCUUUUGAAAGUACUACUGGAUUUACAUUGUAUGGAAUGCUUUACAAGCCUCAUGAUCUACAGCCUGGAAAGAAAUACCCCACCGUGCUAUUCAUAUAUGGUGGUCCCCAGGUGCAGUUGGUGAAUAACCGGUUUAAAGGAGUCAAGUAUUUCCGCCUGAACACCUUGGCCUCUCUGGGUUAUGUGGUUGUGGUGAUAGACAACAGGGGAUCCUGUCACCGAGGGCUUAAAUUUGAAGGCGCCUUUAAAUACAAAAUGGGCCAAAUAGAAAUUGAUGAUCAAGUGGAAGGACUCCAGUACCUAGCAUCUCAGUAUGAUUUCAUUGACUUAGAUCGUGUGGGCAUCCAUGGCUGGUCCUAUGGAGGGUACCUCUCCCUGAUGGCAUUAAUGCAGAGGUCAGACAUCUUCAGGGUUGCUAUUGCUGGGGCCCCAGUUACUCUGUGGAUCUUCUAUGAUACAGGAUACACGGAACGUUAUAUGGGUCACCCUGACCAGAAUGAACAGGGCUAUUACUUAGGAUCUGUGGCCAUGCAAGCAGAGAAGUUCCCCUCGGAACCAAACCGUUUACUCCUCUUACAUGGGUUCUUGGAUGAAAAUGUUCAUUUUGCACACACCAGUAUACUGCUGAGUUUUUUAGUGAGGGCUGGAAAGCCGUAUGAUUUACAGAUCUACCCUCAGGAGAGACACAGCAUAAGGGUUCCUGAGUCUGGAGAACAUUAUGAACUGCACCUGUUGCACUACCUUCAGGAAAACCUUGGAUCACGUAUUGCUGCUCUCAAAGUGAUAUAACUGACUUGCAGGACUCUGCUGAACACUGGCUAUUUAACCAAAUGGAAGUUUAGUCAAUAGAGAACACAAUUGAUGAUCAGACUUUAGUACCUACCAUAUAACAUCUCCUUCUGAAAGUAAAUUUGGUGCCAUACAGAAGUCUGCAGUUUGUGGAUAGUAAUCCAUACCUUAAUCAGGCACACAGAACUGAGUGACAUGUGUUCCCAAGGGAACCAACAGUACCACGGGAAUUACUGAAAGAAACAAGACAUUAGCACCACAUAUUCCUACUACUGUUUUCACUCUGAAUAGCAUGUAAGAUUCUUGGACUUAGUGGAUUUUGACAGUAGACUUCUGAGUUUGUGAAAAUAUGAUAGGAAUGAUUGGUUCAAUUCCAGAAUCUCUGACUAGUUACAGAUUUGCUAGCACUUAAGUGUAAUUUGAAUAGCUUAUGCUUCAUUGCUUGGGGUGUAUCCAGCAUGUUAUGAACUAAUCACUAUUAAACCUAUGACUUACCCAGUUAAUGAUUUUUUUCAAGGACAACUUAGUGUCCUCCUAAAGAUACUUAUUUGGGCUCUGAUCAGUUUUUAGCUAAUUUAAACAGUAUAUAGUAUAAUUUUUUUCUUUGAUGAUAUGACAGAGUUAAGGUCUUACUUUUGCGUAAAGGCAAGCAACUGUAUGUAGCAUGGGUUUAAUCAUAAGUCUCAUGAUGUUAAUAACUAUAGGCAUAAAUUUUUUAAUCAAAUUACUAGAGAGCUUAAAUUUUUUUUCAGGCAAGUUUUUCCCCCCUUUUAGGAACAGAAAAUGUUCAUAUUCACUUAUAUUCAAAAUAUUUAAUGGUGCCAGUUUCCACUUGGUAUUCCCUUAUUAAAAUGUUCCAGAGUUUUUGGAUGGUAAGGGAAUUACAAUGGAAUGGGGGAAGCCCUGAUUCAAGGAGUGAUGGAGAAAGGGGGUGGUAAGGGUCUGCUCAAGAAUUGAGCAUAAACUCAGCUAAAAGACUCAUGAAAAACCUGGGAAGAAUGAAAGCUAGCCUGGUUGGGAAGUCUGCUUUUGCCAGCACAGCUAUAGGCAGCAUCUGGAGGAGGGAAAGUUCCUUAGAGUUAUUUUUAUAAUUCCAAUUUUUUUGUUAGUGUUCCUCCCAAUUUUAAACAAAUCUAAACUCUAACCUUCUUAUUUGAACAUAAAAUGAAAAGGUUUCCAAACAGCUUCUUUGUCCUCAGCUAAUCCCUGGCAAGCCAUGGUUCACUCUUCAGUGUUGAAAACCUGUAAACAGUUUUGUUGCAUGGCCAUGGCAUUUUCCUGGUUUAGCCUUCGAGCUUAACUAUGAAGGGAACAUAGAAGCUUUUAACUGCUGAUUGGCAUCUGCCCUUGUAGGGCCUUCUGGUAUUAGACGGGUCCCGUUGGAGCCAGUGGCAGAGAGGGUGUCUGUGGGUUUGACCUUUUUUAAUCUCAAGCUUCAGUGUUAGAAAAUUACCAGUAAUCUAAAAUUGCAUUCCAAGAAGACUCGCUCUGUUUCUUUCUGAGCACUGUAGUAGGUUUCUUCAUUCUAGAGAGUGCCAGUCUGCUUUACUGUGGAUGGUGACUGCAUCAGAGGUGGGCAUUGCAGGAGGCUCAGAAAUGGGAGGGAGGGCUGGGAUUUGCUGGUUUGUGUGUCUCUGCUGUACAGUAGAUUCCAUGAUUUUCCUCGUUGUAUAUGUAUCAACUUUCAUGUUUAUGAAAUUUUCAUGCCAAGAUUUGUUUAUAUUUUAAGUUAAAUUAAAUUGAUUUGGGUAACUGUUCUUCCCCCAACAAAGUAUUUUCCCUCAUGACUUAAGUACCUGACUGUUGAGGAUGGUAAUUGUGGACUAGAUGGCCUCCAAGGAUCUACCUUUAUAUGCUAAGUACAAGUGGCAUAAAAUAGCCUGUAGACAGCUGCUUGAAAUCUCUCACCCCUAAAGUUUGUUUAAUAAGACACCUCUUGUUUUACCCAAACAAACUUUAGAAAAUCUCACAUAUCUUGGAUUCUUCACCUUCUUCCUCCUGUUGCAAGGAAUGCUCUUCUGACUACAUCACUUAGAUGCUGGUCCGCUCUAAAGGGAAGUAAGUGCCUGCCUAACUGCUUACAGAAAGAUGGCAUGAUUGAGCUUGCUCUUCACCCUAGUAUGGAACACAUCACAAAACUAAAGCGACCAGAGAAUCACUCUAAAAUUGUCCCCUGACUAUGGGUAGAAGCAAAAAAGUCAAGAGAACACAAAAGAACAGCAUUUUAAUGGAAACCAGAAAGCUCCGGGUUAAGCAUCAAGACACAGGGUUUUAGGUUUAGUGAAUCAGUGUACGUGAACAGCAGGCAGUUACUUGAGCUUGAAGAGCAGCAGAACUCUGAAGAAUUGUCCAGAACGCAGAGUGGAAGAAAUGAAGUCUUGAACCUUAUGCUCAGAACUUAGAGCUCUAUUGAUUUGGGUGGAGCCAGGACCUUGUGUGUCUAAUGAGCUUUCCAGGUGUUUAAUCAAAUCACUGCAGACUGCUUCAAGAAACUUCUGUGAUUGGAGUUGGAGUAAGAAAAGAAGCGACUUUUACAUUGGAUGGAUUAAGAACCCAAAACAAUAGUCAAGAAAGCUACUCACCUGUCUUUAACUAUUGACCUCUUAGGAACUUUAUAUGCCCUUGGUCUGGAAUUCAUUUUGGAAUAAGGGUUUUUUCCUCCUUUGCCAGUCCUGACUCUUCCAAAGCCUCAAACAGGAAGAUGCAGCCUCCAUGCAUGCCUGGCCUUUCAAACCAGGAACUUCAGAGAGAGAUAUGUGCUCUCUUUCACUACUAGUUUUACACCUUUCCGGAAGGUGUCUCCUGCCUUGUUAAAGCACUGUUCUCUCUUUGGUGGAAUGGUUCCUAGAGGAUCACUCAUUGUAACAGAAUUUUACAUUUUCCAGCUGGAACAAAUCCUUGACAUCAGCCAACCAGUUAGUAUCGGUCGGUACUAGGCUCCCUCCAAUGACCUGCCUCAUGGUAGUUAUGAUAUUUAGGAAAGGCAGAUUUUUAAAAAGUAUUUAUUAAUAUAUUCCUACAAAACAUUUUAAAGGAAUAUUUAAAAUGGUUAAUUUUUCCAUUCUAAAGUAAAUGCUAAGCAUGCUUAUUAAUGAAGCAGUACUUCCAAUAAGUAAAUGACAUUAUGAAGUUAAUUGAAAUCAUUAUAGUAAAAGUGUCUCCCUGUUGUCAUAGGAGAUUGGGACAUGGAGAGCUCACCUAAGCCUGGGAGCCUGUCCUACAGCUCUUUGACUUGUGACAAGAGCCACGAUUGUGUCUAAACCAUGGAUUGUGAAAGUCCUCUUCCAGCAGAUGGAAAGGGAUUAGGAAGCUCCCUGACUCCCACCUUCCCAGCCUCCGCUGCACCUGUCUGCCCUCCAGCAGAAAAUACACUUGUUAAUGCAAGGUGCUCAGCUGUAGGUAAUUGUUUCAAAAGCCCCUCACAGACACAGAAGUUGUGUUUGUAUGUAUAUUUUUAAGUAACCCAAACACAAAUUUAUGUUGUUUUCAGCAAAAUUGGAGUUGGGGUCUUUAAUUUUAGCACAUGAAGUGCCUGCUGUUUGAAGCACUGACUGAGCAAUGACCUGCAUGCCUCUCUCCAGUCAGCUCAUGAGUUUUCUCAUUUCCAGCUACAUGGCUUUUAAUCAUGUGAAGUGAAACAUGAGUUUUGUUGCAUUUUAUUACAGGUUCUUGGUUGCAAUAAAGAUGCUGCUGAAAUUAA
This is a messenger RNA of Nannospalax galili (Upper Galilee mountains blind mole rat), 6719 nucleotides long. It is a transcript of the gene Dpp8, whose product is annotated as dipeptidyl peptidase 8. Gene Ontology annotation, molecular function: dipeptidyl-peptidase activity; serine-type peptidase activity. The record is from RefSeq and is a predicted model, not a curated record. Gene Ontology annotation, biological process: proteolysis. Bases 341 to 3019 code for a protein of 892 amino acids. The transcript is spliced from 21 exons. Lineage: Eukaryota; Metazoa; Chordata; Mammalia; Rodentia; Spalacidae.